Molecule: messenger RNA, 186 nt
Organism: Clunio marinus
Lineage: Eukaryota; Metazoa; Arthropoda; Insecta; Diptera; Chironomidae
Source: the annotation of a GenBank genome assembly
AUGUUUUAUCUCGGAGCUUCAUCAAAAUGGAAAAUUCAUCUCCAUUUGGCAUUUCACCGAGAAGAAACACAUGAAAAUGUAUCUCAGUUCAUUUGUUUAUACAUUUAUGUACAAAGGAAAAUACCCUUGAUGUUAAAAUUGGGUCUGAGGUUUCACUUUUUAUCAGCUUUUUGUUUAGAUAUGUAA